Messenger RNA from Uloborus diversus, 3234 nucleotides. RefSeq lists its product as uncharacterized. The transcript has a single exon. Bases 1 to 3234 code for a protein of 1077 amino acids. Lineage: Eukaryota; Metazoa; Arthropoda; Arachnida; Araneae; Uloboridae. The record is from RefSeq and is a predicted model, not a curated record.
AUGAACGAAAUCAAGAUGGAAGACGAAAAUGAAAUUAAGAGGCAUGAUGAAGAAGAUAGCAAAGGUAAAACUGAAAUUCUGGAGGAAAGAAAUUUCGAUUUGCGAACUGACAAUGAAAACAGAUUAGAUCAUCAAGAGGUCAGAAUGAUAUUGCCUGCAGAAAAUACUGAACAGGUUAUGCAUAUUGACUGUAGUCCUAAAUAUGAUGGCGGUGUUAGUGACGAAAACUUAAUGAUCAAUGAAAGAAGAUUGGAUGAUCGAGAGGUCAAAACGAUACUCCCUGCUGAAGAGAAUGAACAGGUUAUGCAUACCGAUAGCAAUGCUAAGCAUGUUGGAGACGUAAGUGACAAAAGUUUGAUGUUCAAGGAAAGAAGAUUAGAUGAUCAAGAGGUCAAAAUGAUACUCCCUGCUGAAGAGAAUGAAAAGGUCAUGCAUACCGAUUGCAUUGCUAAGCAGGUUGGAGACGUUAAUGACAAAAUCUUGAUGUUCAAAGAAAGAAGUUUAGAUGAUGAAGGCGUCAAAAUGAUAUUGCCUGCUAAACAAAAUGAACGGGUUAUGCAUUAUGACUGUAUUCCUAAACAUGAUGGUGAUGUUUGUGACAAAAGCUUGAUGCUCAAUGAAGUAAGAUUAGAUGAUCAAGAUGACGAAAUGUUAUUGCCUGCAGAAAAGAAAAAAGAGGCUAUGCAUACUAAUUGUAUUGCUAAGUAUAAUGGAGACGCUAGUCACGACAGCUUGAUGCUCAAUGAAAAAAGAUUAGAUGAUCAUGACGUUAAAAUGAUAAAGCCUGCAGAAAAGAAAGAAGAGGCUAUGCAUACUAAUUGUAUUGCUAAGUAUAAUGGAGACGCUAGUCACGACAGCUUGAUGCUCAAUGAAAAAAGAUUAGAUGAUCAAGACGUUAAAAUAAUAAAGCCUGCAGAAAAGAAAGAAGAGGCUAUGCAUACUAAUUGUAUUGCUAAGUAUAAUGGAGACGCUAGUCACGACAGCUUGAUGCUCAAUGAAAAAAGAUUAGAUGAUCAAGACGUCAAAAUGAUAAUGUCUACAGAAAAGAUAGAAGAGGAUAUGCAUACUAAUUGUAUUGCUAAGUAUAAUGGAGACGCUGGUCACGACAGCUUGAUGCUCAAUAAAAAAAGAUUAGAUGAUCAAGACGUUAAAAUGAUAAAGCCUGCAGAAAAGAAAGAAGAGGCUAUGCAUACUAAUUGUAUUGCUAAGUAUAAUGGAGACGCAAGUCACGACAGCUUGAUGCUCAAUGAAAAAAGAUUAGAUGAUCAAGACGUUAAAAUGAUAAAGCCUGCAGAAAAGAAAGAAGAGGCUAUGCAUACUAAUUGUAUUGCUAAGUAUAAUGGAGACGCUAGUCACGACAUCUUGAUGCUCAAUGAAAAAAGAUUAGAUGAUCAAGACGUCAAAAUGAUAAUGUCUACAGAAAAGAUAGAAGAGGUUAUGCAUACUAAUUGUAUUGCUAAGUAUAAUGGAGACGCUGGUCACGACAGCUUGAUGCUCAAUGAAAAAAGAUUAGAUGAUCAAGACGUUAAAAUGAUAAAGCGUGCAGAAAAGAAAGAAGAGGCUAUGCAUACUAAUUGUAUUGCUAAGUAUAAUGGAGACGCUAGUCACGACAGCUUGAUGCUCAAUGAAAAAAGAUUAGAUGAUCAAGACGUUAAAAUGAUAAAGCCUGCAGAAAAGAAAGAAGAGGCUAUGCAUACUAAUUGUAUUGCUAAGUAUAAUGGAGACGCUAGUCACGACAGCUUGAUGCUCAAUGAAAAAAGAUUAGAUGAUCAAGACGUUAAAAUGAUAAAGCCUGCAGAAAAGAAAGAAGAGGCUAUGCAUACUAAUUGUAUUGCUAAGUAUAAUGGAGACGCUAGUCACGACGGCUUGAUGCUCAAUGAAAAAAGAUUAGAUGAUCAAGACGUUAAAAUGAUAAAGCCUGCAGAAAAGAAAGAAGAGGCUAUGCAUACUAAUUGUAUUGCGAAGUAUAAUGGAGACGCUAGUCACGACAGCUUGAUGCUCAAUGAAAAAAGAUUAGAUGAUCAAGACGUCAAAAUGAUAAAGCCUGCAGAAAAGAUAGAAGAGGCUAUCCAUACUAAUUGUAUUGCUAAGUAUAAUGGAGACGCUAGUCACGACAGCUUGAUACUCAAUGAAAAAAGAUUAGAUGAUCAAGACGUUGAAAUGAUAAAGCCUGCAGAAAAGAAAGAAGAGGCUUUGCAUACUAAUUGUAUUGCUAAGUAUAAUGGAGACGUUAGUCACGACAGCUUGAUGCUCAAUGAAAAAAGAUUAGAUGAUCAAAACGUCAAAAUGAUAAUGUCUACAGAAAAGAUAGAAGAGUUUAUGCAUACUAAUUGUAUUGCUAAGUAUAAUGGAGACGCUGGUCACGACAGCUUGAUGCUCAAUGAAAAAAGAUUAGAUGAUCAAGACGUUAAAAUGAUAAUGUCUACAGAAAAGAUAGAAGAGGUUAUGCAUACUAAUUGUAUUGCUAAGCAUGAUGGAGAUGUUAAUGACGAAAGAUUGAUGCUCGAAGAAAAAAGAUUUGAUGAUCAAGACGUCAAAAUGAUAAUGUCUACAGAAAAGAUAGAAGAGGUUAUGCAUACUAAUUGUAUUGCUACUCAUGAUGGAGACGUUAAUGACGAAAGCUUGAUGCUCAAUGAAAAAAGAUUAGAUGAUCAAGACGUCAAAAUCAUAAUGCCUACAGAAAAGAAAGAAGAGGUUAUGCAUACUAAUUGUAUUGCUAAGCAUGAUGGAGACGUUAGUGACGAAAGCUUGAUGCUCGAUGAAAAAAGAUUUCAUGAUCAAGACGUCAAAAUGAUGUCUACAGAAAAGAUAGAAGAGGUUAUGCAUACUAAUUGUAUUGCUACUCAUGAUGGAGACGUUAGUGACGAAAGCUUGAUGCUCAAUGAAAAAAGAUUAGAUGAUCAAAACGUCAAAAUCAUAAUGCCUACAGAAAAGAAAGAAGAGGUUAUGCAUACUAAUUGUAUUGCUACUCAUGAUGGAGACGUUAAUGACGAAAGAUUGAGGCUCGAUGAAAAAAGAUUUGAUGAUCAAGACGUCAAAAUCAUAAUGCCUACAGAAAAGAAAGAAGAGGUUAUGCAUACUAAUUGUAAUGCUAAGAAUGAUGGAGACGUUAGUGACGAAAGCUUGAUGCUCAAUGAAAAAAGAUCAGAUGAUCAAGACGUCAAAACAGUAUUGCCUGAACAAAAGAAAAAAAUGAAAAGUUACCCAAAGAUAUCUAAGUGGUUUUGCAGGUAA